Messenger RNA from Scomber scombrus (Atlantic mackerel), 2354 nucleotides. RefSeq names its product aspartyl-tRNA synthetase 2, mitochondrial (gene dars2). Gene Ontology annotation, cellular component: mitochondrion; cytoplasm. Gene Ontology annotation, biological process: aspartyl-tRNA aminoacylation. The transcript is spliced from 17 exons. The record is from RefSeq and is a predicted model, not a curated record. Gene Ontology annotation, molecular function: aspartate-tRNA ligase activity; ATP binding; nucleic acid binding. NCBI's taxonomy places the organism in Eukaryota, Metazoa, Chordata, Actinopteri, Scombriformes, Scombridae. Bases 161 to 2149 code for a protein of 662 amino acids.
AUGACCAUGGAUGUAUGACCCGGUCCGCAGGGCAGGAACUGGCAUGAAUAACGAUCAAACUCUCUCCUCCAGUCUGGAUCUAUAUCAGAGGAGCAGCCUGACUGGGAUACUCUGUGACUGUGACUGCUGUCAAUCAGAUCCGUGUUAAACUUCAUAGAAAAUGGCAACAAGAAGCAGGUUAGUGCUGCAGAGAGUCUUCAGAGGACUCAGAGCUCACAAUGUUUGCUAUCAGAGCUCAGCAUCAAUCUCAAGUCAAGGACGACUUCUGUUGAAACCUCAGCUGAGACACCUGAGCUGCUCCAACAGACUCUACACGACUGAAGCUCCCACCACAGGUCCCAGCAGUCUGUCGUUCAGGAGUCACACCUGUGGAGAACUGAGAUCAGAGCAUGUGGGAGAGGAGGUUACUCUGUGUGGAUGGAUCCAAUACCUCAGACAAGACCUGUUUGUCAUACUGCGAGACUUCAGCGGCCUGACGCAGGUUCUAAUUCCUCAGGAAGAAUCUGCGCAUCAUUUGAAAGCAGUGCUGACUGACCUCACCGUUGAGUCUGUCGUCAAAGUAACCGGAACAGUGAGACGCCGACCGGCAGGACAGGAGAACGAGAGGAUGCCAACAGGAGAAAUAGAAGUCCUUGCUGGGAACGUGGAAGUGUUUAAUACGUGUCGGACGCUGCCUUUUGAAAUUAAAGACUUUGUCAAAAAAUCAGAGUCUUUGCGCAUGCAGUAUCGCUACCUGGACCUGAGAUCCUCUCAGAUGCAGAAGAACCUCAGACUGAGGUCUCAGCUGGUGAUGAAGAUGAGGGAACACCUGUGUAAUGUACAUGGUUUUGUCGAUGUGGAAACUCCAACUUUGUUCAAAAGAACACCAGGGGGAGCCAAAGAGUUUGUGGUUCCGUCCAGAGAGCCAGGUCGGUUUUACUCCCUGCCCCAGAGUCCACAGCAGUUCAAACAGCUGCUAAUGGUGGCUGGUAUAGACAGGUAUUUCCAGAUGGCUCGUUGCUAUAGAGACGAAGGCUCCAAACCAGACAGGCAGCCUGAGUUCACCCAGGUCGACAUAGAAAUGUCUUUUGUGGACCAGGCAGGGAUCAUGUCCCUGGUGGAGGGUUUGUUGCAGUACUCCUGGCCUGCAAAGAAAGGUCCCGUUACGGUUCCUUUCCAAACCAUGACGUACGAGGAGGCCAUGAGGGACUACGGUGUGGACAAACCUGAUACCAGAUUCGGUAUGAAGCUGAUGGACCUCAGUGAGGUUUUCCUGUCCACUGAAAUUGAAUUCCUCAGAUCAGCCAUCAGCCAACCAGAAGGCUCCGUUCAGGCCAUCUGUGUCCCCAGUGGAACGAAACUUUUCAGUGGGAAAGAUUUGGAAGAACUGAAACAAACAGCCAAGACUCAGUUUGGCCAGGAGGUCAGUGUGGUGCAGGUCAAAGCAGACGGGACGUUGAAGUCUCCCCUGAAAAAGCUGCUGUCUGUCUCAGCCACAGAUGACCUGCUGAAGAAGACUGAAGCCAAACCAGGAGACCUGUUGCUGAUAGCAGCCGGCUCCCUCCACACUGUGCGCCCCCUGCUGGGUCACCUUCGCUUGCAGUGCGCAGAGCUCUUGGAGUGUCGUGGCGUUUCGGUCCGCGACCCGUCAGCCUUCCACUUCCUGUGGGUUGUGGACUUCCCUCUCUUCUUGCCAAAAGAAGAUGAGCCAGAGCAGCUGGAGUCAGCACAUCAUCCGUUUACUGCUCCUGUGCAAGAAGACACGCAGCUACUCUACACAGAGCCACACAAGGUUCGUGGUCAACACUAUGACCUGGUGCUGAACGGCUGUGAGAUUGGAGGAGGAUCCAUCCGCAUCCACAAGGCCUCAGAGCAACUUCACAUCCUGAAGAAUAUCCUCAAGGAGGAUCCCAGUCUUCUGUCUCACCUGCUGGAGGCUCUGGACUCAGGAGCGCCACCACAUGGAGGCAUUGCUCUGGGUUUGGACCGGCUUGUCUCCAUCCUGGUCGGGGCUCCUAGCAUCCGUGACGUCAUAGCCUUCCCCAAGUCCUUCCGGGGUCACGAUGUCAUGAGCCGAGCCCCCGACUUUGUAUCUGAGGAGGAGCUGAAGUCUUACCACAUCUCCGUCAAAUGGCCAACAGAAGAAGGAGGAGAAGGAGAGGGCAAGUGAAGAGAAGGAAGAGAUGAAGAGACGUCAAAGGAUGGGAUUAUCUUUGUAGCUCACGCCACAGACAGAGAUGAGCAGACAGGUGGUGUAGAGGCUGAAGUGUAUGAGGAUCUCUGCCAGCUGGCCGGCAGAGAUGAGGUGGAGGAGGAAGAGACAAAAUGAGUAGGAGGUGAUGUUGUGGCUGCUUCUCAGUACUGUUCAUUUGAAA